Anguilla rostrata (American eel) is the source of this 1657-nucleotide messenger RNA. It is a transcript of the gene p2rx4b, whose product is annotated as purinergic receptor P2X, ligand-gated ion channel, 4b. Gene Ontology annotation, cellular component: plasma membrane; nuclear inner membrane. Gene Ontology annotation, biological process: response to ATP; calcium ion transmembrane transport. NCBI's taxonomy places the organism in Eukaryota, Metazoa, Chordata, Actinopteri, Anguilliformes, Anguillidae. Gene Ontology annotation, molecular function: purinergic nucleotide receptor activity; ATP binding; extracellularly ATP-gated monoatomic cation channel activity. Bases 1 to 1179 code for a protein of 392 amino acids. The transcript has 12 exons. The record is from RefSeq and is a predicted model, not a curated record.
AUGGCUGCAGGUAAAGGAUGCUGCAGUGCACUCAGCCGGUGUAUUUUUGAAUAUGAAACACCCAAAGUGCUGGUGAUCCAGAGCAAGACCGUGGGAACGAUCCACAGACUUAUUCAGGCUUCCAUUGUUGGCUAUGUGAUCGGGUAUGUCUGUGUGAUCCAGCGGGGCUACCAAGACACAGACUCCGUCAUCAGCUCUGUUACCACCAAGGUCAAGGGCAAUGCUUUGGCAAAGAUCCCCGACGUGGGUGUCCAAGCGUGGGACGUGGCUGACUACAUCAUACCAUCUCAGGCGGAGAACUCCUUCUUUGUAUUGACAAAUUUGAUUGUCACCCAGAACCAAACACAGUCAACCUGUGCUGAGCUCCCUAGACCGUCCACCAUUUGUACUUCUGACAGCAACUGCACUGCAGGAUUCAGCAAUGUGCACGGCAAUGGUAUCCAGACAGGGAAAUGUGUGGAUUACUCAGACACUGUCAAGACGUGCGAGGUGAAGGCUUGGUGCCCAUUGGAAAUAGACACAAACCUGCCUGAGCCUGCAGUGUUGGCUGAUGCAGAAGAGUUCACUGUGCUUAUAAAGAACAGCAUCCAAUACCCCAAAUUCAACGUCAAUAAGAGAAACAUCCUGCCUCAUGUUAACUCCUCCUAUCUGAAACACUGCACCUUCAACCGCCUAACCGACCCCAACUGCCCCAUCUUCCGCUUCAGAGACAUCGUCGCCGAGGCCCAUGAGGACUUCCAGGACAUGGCCGUACAUGGAGGGGUGAUUGGGAUUUUGAUUGACUGGAGUUGCAACUUGGACAUGCCUGAAAACAAGUGCGUACCGAAGUACUCCUUCCGUAGACUGGACAACAAGUACAAUGACAACAACGUGGCCCCCGGAUACAACUUCAGAUUUGCCAGAUAUUACAAAGAUUGUGAUGAUAUAGACAAACGAACACUGAUCAAAGGCUACGGAAUCCGUUUUGAUGUUAUUGUCUUUGGAACGGCUGGUAAAUUUAACAUGGUGCCCACACUGGUGAACAUUGGCGCUGGAUUGUCCUUUCUCAGCUUGGUCAGCGCUGUUUGUGAUUGGGUGACCUUCACAUUCUUGAAGAAAAGAAACUACUACAGUAAACACAAAUACAUUCAUUUGGAUGAAAGUGAUGACACUGAAGGAACCAUGUAUGGUACCGAGUAGAGCUCAUCUGCUGCUGAAAAGUGUCUAUAUGGUGACAUCUUUCUUCCUGGGAACUUGAAAGCAUCUCCACCCUUCUGAACCCCUCCCUCUCUCCUGAAUCAAAUACACAUUUUUAAAACAACUUUAUAAAAAAUUUGUGUUCCUCUAAACUGUAUGCACCCGGCCAGUGCUACUCUUCACUUCACAGUCUAUCAGAUCAGCUGUGUAGCCACUGUGCCCAAGAACUGCGCAUCUUACGCAGCUAACACAGGCCAUGGCACUGGAUUCUGGGGGCGGAUCUUUACAUUGAGAACUAAAGAUUUAGCUGGAUAUGCUACCUGUUUACUGAAAAGACUCAUAAAUGCUCUCACUUAGAAAUGACAUACCGUAAGCUCAGAACUUGGUUCAUGUUACAAUGUUCUGGUGUCCUUGGUUUUUUGUUUGCAAUUUCCUUCGGGAUUUAAUGGUAUAACGUUUCAAAUAAAAAUACAUACACUCC